This is a messenger RNA of Anguilla rostrata (American eel), 2716 nucleotides long. It is a transcript of the gene hpgd, whose product is annotated as 15-hydroxyprostaglandin dehydrogenase. Gene Ontology annotation, cellular component: cytoplasm. The transcript has 7 exons. Lineage: Eukaryota; Metazoa; Chordata; Actinopteri; Anguilliformes; Anguillidae. Bases 182 to 967 code for a protein of 261 amino acids. Gene Ontology annotation, molecular function: oxidoreductase activity, acting on the CH-OH group of donors, NAD or NADP as acceptor. The record is from RefSeq and is a predicted model, not a curated record.
CAUUAGAGGGAACGUAGAAAUCUACAGACCUUCAUUCACAUUUCCUCGGAAACGCGAAGUUAGAAAUCGAAAGAACACAAUAUAGGGACACAAAGUUGACUUAGGGCACUACCCGCCCCCUUUUGACAGCUGAUCAGAACGAUUAUACUUAAAGCAGAGCAUUCACUGAUGGACAACAAGCAUGGCUUUACACGGGAAAGUGGCUUUGGUAACCGGUGGAGCGCAAGGAAUCGGGCGGGCAGUGGCCGAAGCCCUACUAAGGAAUGAGUCGAAGGUUGCGCUUGUCGAUCUCAACACAGAAGUUGGAGAAGACUGCAAGAAAGCAUUAGAUGAAGAAUUCGGAGAAGGAAACUGCAUUUUUAUACAAUGUGACGUGGCUGAUAGAGGGAAGCUGAAAGAUGCUUUCGAUGCCACUGUCGCGAAAUUUGGAAAACUGGAUAUCGUCAUUAACAAUGCUGGAAUCAACAACGAAAAGAACUGGGAAAAGACCAUUGAAGUUAACUUGACAUCCCUCAUAAAAGGCACAUACCUGGGGCUGGACCACAUGAGCAAAGAGUACGGGAAGGAUGGGGGUGUCAUCAUUAACGUCUCGUCAAUGGCAGCUUUCCUCCAUUCCCCGCAUCAGCCAGUGUACACGGCCACCAAGCAUGGGGUGAUUGGAUUCACCAGAGCAUUGGCUGAUGCGGCUGACAUAGGUGACUACGGCGUGAGGAUCAAUGUGCUCUGCCCAGCCUUCGUGGACACGCCCCUCCUCCAGUCUAUCGAGCAAGAAGACAACAUGGGGAAAUUUGUCAAAUACAAGAAUUCCUUCAAGGAGAAGAUAAACAAGUAUGGAGUAUUACCGCCGUCGAAGAUCGCGGAAGGAAUGCUGAGGCUGAUCACCGACAGCAGUCUGAACGGAGCCGUAAUGAAGAUCACCUGCUCCAAAGGGAUUCACUUUCACACCUACGAGCCCCUUUCCGCUUGAGCCCCGCCCGCCCGCUGCCGCCACUGCCAAAACCGCCAUCCGCCGAGGCAUGGGGGGGGGGGAUGUCAACCCCAGCGCAGCGCGACUUGCACUUAACGCUGAAAAACAAAAGCCAUUCCGUUCAUAGUCCAGUGCCUUUUUUUUGCCAAUUUCCAAUGGACAAAUUCAUCACAAACGCAUCACAAAGGCAAAGGUUACAAACACUCUGCAGUGCUGGCUGACUGAAUUCCAGCCUGGGACUUAAUAACAUUUACACCCCUGCAUGUGUGUAAAUGACUGGUACUGGAUCAUCCUCAGCUCUUGCAUCUCUUUAUGUCUUUUUUUCUUAAAUGUGAAAAAGAAUACAGUGCCCACCAGGAGUAUUGGCAACCCUGGAAAAUAUGAGCAAAAAAGCUAUAAAAAUGGUCUUGUCAUUCAUCGGCAUGAUCUUACACUCAAAAUAUGAGAACAAUUUAUAAUCUUUAAGUAAAAUUAUUAAAAGAAAAAAAAAUUCUUCAUGAGAAAAUAAAAUAUUUUUAUGUAACUGUUUUCACUGGACUAUGUGGUGAUACUAUGUGGUCAAAACCCCUUAGUCAUCCGUGGGGAUGAUCUGAGAACAUGCAAAUUAGACAAAAAAAUGUCGUUGAACUUCAUACAGUAAACCAAGCAAUGGCGAUACAGAAAUAGCGUUAUGUCUGAAACUACCUAUUUCCACAAUUAGGGCAAUUUGAACUGUGAUGAACCCACAUGGAAGAGGUUAAAAGUGUAUUUUGCUCUCGUGGACAGUGUAGAGGAUGGUUCAAGAGGCAAACAUUUUCUCCAAGGAUCACAGUGUUGGAGAAUGGCAUAAAAUGGUUGCAUCCUGGGGCCACCGAGUCUCAAAAAGCACAAUUAGAUGAUACCUCUGUGCCAACAAGACAUUUAAAAUGCUUGCAAGAAGAAAGCCUCUGCUGUAGCCAAACCACAAAUGCAUGUGUCUGGAGGAUGCUAUAAGUUCAUGGAAUUUAGAUAAGAACAGGGUGCUAUGGUCGGAUGAGAUGAAAAUUUAGAUUUUUGGUGAUAAUACCAAAGGUGGGUUUGGGCGUAAUAAGAUGCUUAUCUUAUUAUGCAGAAAAUAGCCUUAUCUCCACUAUGAAGUAUGGUGGUGGAUGUGUGAUGUGGGGGGGGGGCAGGGUGAUUUGGAGAGAUUCCGCAUGGAGGAAUGGUUUCCAGUACCUUGCUCUACCUUGCGUUCUCUAGCCUCAUCAAACAUUACAGGAGAAGACAGAGUGCCGUUGUGCACUAUUACUGAAUAGAGGGAUGGAAAUAAUUUUGACACACAUCUUCUUCAAAUUAAAUAUUUAGCAUUAAAAAUGUUUUUCCUCUGAUCAAUGGUAUCAUAAUGAAACUUAUUUUUUUACAUUUUAUCAGCAUAGAAGACAUUUGAUAAAUAAAAAAUGGAAUUGAAUACUGCACUUUGUGUUCAUAUUAAUUGAGGUUGCCAAUGAUUUUGGUGGGCACUAUAUUGUAACUGAAUACAUUUGUGAUUACGUUUGAUUUAUUGUUUUUCUUAAUAUUUAUUAGUCUCCAUAAGUAUCCAGAUAACCUGUAUGACAUGCCGUAUGACAGAGACACACCUUAUUGUCUCAAAAGUCAAUGGGAUGCAAAAAUAAAAUCAGACCAUUGAACUUUUAUUCGACAAAUAGUUCAUGUUGCCUCUUAUGAUUCAACAUUUUUUUGGUGUUUUUUUAUGUUGUAUGUUUCGGUCUUAAAUAAACAUUUAAAUCAUUA